AUGGUGCAAAACGUCAGUGCACAAGCCAAAAGAAUUGGGCUUAUCGAUCAUGUUGUUAUGGCUGUUAUAUCCCGAAACCCUGAUUUGCAAAAAAUUCAAGGUGAAUUGGUGAAUCAGCUCGGAUUGGAAUUGGUGGAGGAUGGAGAAGUGGAAAGAGCCAGUAGAUUGAGGGAGAGGAUUAUGGGAGGAAAGAAGAUCCUUAUUAUCUUGGACGACAUUUGGGAGAUAAUAGAUUUGUCAAGCAUUGGAAUUCCUAGCUAUGACGAGCUUCAAAGAUGCAAUUCCAAGGUCCUACUCACCACAAGGAUCAGGAGUCUUUGUCAUUCUAUGGGGUGCCAAGAACCUAUUCCUCUCAAGAUCCUAUCAGAAGAUGAUUCUUUGAAAUUCUUCAUGAAGAAGUCGAGAAAGCCUUUUCAUGGAUCUGCCGAUUCCGAUGAUGAAGAGAAGAAAAUAGUUAGAGAAUGUGAUGGUCUGCCAAGUUUAUUGGAAGAAGCUGCAAGGGAAUUUGGAGAUAAAUACGUGAAAGAAUGGAAUGAAGCAGUUUCAAAGGAAUUUGGAGAUAAUGAGGAUGAAUUGCAAAAAUCAGCUCGAGAAGUAAAUGCAUCUAAACUUGUCCCCACUAAAGAUGAGAGAGAUAUAUUUAGAAGGAUAGAGUUAUGCUAUCAUACCUCGAGGUUUGAUGAUGCCAAGUCCUUUUUCUUGCUUUGCUGCAUGUUUCCAGAAGAUUAUGAUAUUCCAUUUGAAAAAUUGUUGACCUACGGCAUUGGAAAAGGUUUGCUUCUAUAUUCUGACACGUUGCAAGAAGCUAGAGCCAGAGCACAUUCUUUGGUCGCAUACCUUCAAGCUUCAGGGUUGCUUUUGGAUGGUAAGAAGGGAUGCAUAAAAAUGCAUUGUGACAUCCGAAAUGCGGCCAUGUCUAUUUUGUUGUCUGAAGAAGGUCAUGCCUUUUUCGUAAAAGCUGGUUGUGAUUUGAAGUAUUGGCCAAUGGAUGCCCAUGAAGGCUACUUGGCAAUAUCACUAAUGGGGAACAAUCUUAACAAGCUUCCCGAAACUUUGGUAUGUUCUGAACUCCAAAUUUUACUGCUACAGAAUAAUGCUGGUAUAUCUGACAUUCCAGAAAACUUUUUUCAAAGUCCAAAUGCACUAAGGGUCUUUGAUAUUAGCUAUACCGGUAUUUCAGUGCUACCCUCUUCAUUCAAUCUCCUCACCAACCUCCAAGCCUUGCAUUUGGAUUGUUGUAAUAGAAUAACUGACAUAUCCGUACUUGGGAAGCUGAAGAAAGUAGAGAUUCUUAGUUUGAGAAAAUUUCCUCAUAAGGAUUUCCCAAAAGAGAUAGGAAAUUUGACCAGUCUAAGGAUGCUGGACAUCACUGGUGGAUGUGUUCGAAAAAUUCCAUCCAAAGUGAUAUCGAGGUUGUAUAGACUGGAAGAAUUGUACAUGAAAUGUGAAUUUGGGGAAUGGGGAAGUGAAGUCGAGGAAGCAGUAGGAGAAACAAAUGCUGACUUUGAUGAGAUAGUUGGCUUGUCCCGUUUAAACAUUUUGAAGGUUUACAUAUCUGAUGCAGCUUGCUUACCCAAAGAUAUUGGGUACUUUGAGCUAAAUUGGGUAAACUUUGACAUAUGCAUCAGCAGAGAUCUCUCUUCGGAGAUGAUGCUUGCUCCGAAUGAUGAAGCUUCAAGAACCUUGACUCUUGACAGAACAAUCAAUGACUUACCGGAUUGGUUUAUCAAUGUGGUGACAGAGAAAGCAGAAAAACUGGUGUACAGAGAUUGUAAGGGAGUAAACAACAUUGUUAAGGAAUAUGAGCAUGGGAGAUUACAUGGGCUGAAGCAUGUUGCUGUCAUUGGGUGCCUUGAGAACUUGAAAGAGUUGAUAAAUGCAACAACAUGGGAUCCAAGUAAACCUUUGUUCGAGAGCUUGGAAGAGUUGCAUCUCCUUCACUUGCAACACCUCAAGGAGUUGUGUGUUGGCGAUUUACCACUUGGGUCUCUUCGCAAUCUCAAGUUGUUGAAAGUGCAAACUUGCUGCAACUUGGUGAAUGCACUUUUACCGCAAAAGUUGUUGCAGAGACUAACAAAUCUAGAAACAAUAUUUUGUGUAAACAUGGAACACAUGAAAUAUGUGUUUGGAUUUGAACGGCUCGAGCUUGGAACAAUUCUCUUGCCAAAAUUGAGCGAGAUGAGAUUGUGCGCUCUCUUCGAACUAAUAAGCAUCUGGGAUGGUCCUGCUCCACAUGCAGUCUUUCAUAAUCUCAAAGUUUUGGCAGUUUGCAAGUGUACAAAACUGAAAACUCUAUUCCCAUUUGAUGUAGCUCGAUCUUUUGUGCAAUUGGAAGACCUCUCUGUGGAGCGCUGCCCUAACUUGGGUAGAGUUAUUGAAGCAUGCAACAGCUUUGACAGAUAUAUCAUUUUUCCACAAUUGAAGAAAUUAGCUUUGAUAAAUCUUUCAGAGCUAACAUGGUUCUGCACUGAAAAUGGUUCUAUUGGUAUUGAGUGCCCUCUAUUGGAAUACAUGUAUGUGGAUAAGUGCCCCCACCUCAUAAACACUGCUUCUACUUCUGUUAAACUCAAUGAUCAACAACAUUUGAAUUCUCUAGCAAAAAGGUAUGUCUCUGUGUCAUGA
Messenger RNA from Fragaria vesca subsp. vesca, 2622 nucleotides. Its product is annotated as probable disease resistance protein At4g27220-like. The coding region runs from base 1 to 2622 and encodes 873 amino acids. Lineage: Eukaryota; Viridiplantae; Streptophyta; Magnoliopsida; Rosales; Rosaceae. Gene Ontology annotation, biological process: signal transduction. The record is from RefSeq and is a predicted model, not a curated record. The transcript has a single exon. Gene Ontology annotation, molecular function: protein binding; ADP binding.